This is a messenger RNA of Prunus armeniaca (apricot), 531 nucleotides long. Lineage: Eukaryota; Viridiplantae; Streptophyta; Magnoliopsida; Rosales; Rosaceae. The record is from the annotation of a GenBank genome assembly.
AUGAGAGAUGAUGAGUCCCUUUCUGCUUAUCUUACGUUUGAUCUGAUAAACCAAAUGAGGAGUUAUGGAGAGGAUUUAGCUAGAGCAAGGAUUGUUCAAAAAUUACUAAUCAAUUUGCCAUCAGCUUAUGAUUCAAUCUGUUCUGUUAUUGAGCAUUCUAAGGAUUUAGAUGAAAUUGAGGUACAAGAAGUGGUAGCUUCUUUGAAGAGUUUUGAAUUAAGGCUAGAUAGGCACUCUGGAGAUACGACUGAGAAAGCAUUUGCUAAUCUUAGUGUGAAUCCCAAAUCAGAAAAAUACAGUGGAAAUCAAAGUGGUUCUAAGGAUCAAACGAAUUGGAAGACAAAAGGCAAAAAGUGGGAUAAUAAGUCAACUGAUAGAGCUAGAAACCCCUGCAAACAUUGUGGCAAAUUACAUUUUGGUGAGUGUCGGUUUAAGGGAAAACCAAAAUGUUACAACUGUGAUAAAUUUGGGCAUAUUGCAAAAGAUUGCUACAGCAAGAAACCAGCACAACAGCUCAACUAUGCUACUUAG